UUUCCCCCUCCAUCCCCGUCUUUCCCUGCCACCUCCUCCCCUUCCCCUGCCUCCACCUUUUCCCUGAAGUUUUGUAAUGAAUCUAAUUAAAUAUUUUUAUGCCCUUCAACUGGUUCCUUAGUGAAUACUAUCAUCAAUCAAUCCACACGCUAUGGAAUAAACCAGCAAAGCAGUAAAAGGUUAACAAGCCGUAGGACCACUCUAAGUCCCCAAGGCUCAUUGAGUUUCAAGAAUCAAAUAUUUUCUGGACUUUGCAGUGACUCAAUAAGAGCGAUGGCGAUGCAUCUUCGGCGGAAUUUAGGCAAAUAUUUUACCACCGUUGGCCCUUUCUCAGCGGGUUUUGGGGGGUCUUCAACCGCGAGGAGCGGUGCAAGUGCAAGAGCAAUGGCUUUACUGCCUGCCGGCCGCCAGUUCUCAUCCUGGUCUGCUACACAUCUUAAAAGAGAAUUUCACGAGCUUAUGGCUGAAUUCAAGGAAUUAUCAUUCAAUGACUGUUUACAGCUGACUAUUGGGACAUAUGUUCUUGCUUGUGUGGUUCAAAGUACUUGGUGUGAAAUCAAACAGUUUACGAAGUCAGUUUGGUCGAGGACUGGCAUUGCAAACUUGAAGUUCAGCAGCAAGAGGGAUGGCGGUGGCACUGAUGGAGGCAGUAGCAGGGAUGAUGGUGUUUGA
Messenger RNA from Coffea eugenioides, 672 nucleotides. RefSeq lists its product as uncharacterized. Lineage: Eukaryota; Viridiplantae; Streptophyta; Magnoliopsida; Gentianales; Rubiaceae. The transcript has 8 exons. Bases 274 to 672 code for a protein of 132 amino acids. The record is from RefSeq and is a predicted model, not a curated record.